Molecule: messenger RNA, 3963 nt
Organism: Gambusia affinis (western mosquitofish)
Lineage: Eukaryota; Metazoa; Chordata; Actinopteri; Cyprinodontiformes; Poeciliidae
Gene: nkpd1
Product: NTPase, KAP family P-loop domain containing 1
Exons: 6
Coding region: 401-2566 (721 amino acids)
Source: RefSeq, a predicted model, not a curated record
UUGUAAAAGAACCUGGGAAAGAAAAGGCAACUUCUGUUUGGAUCUGGGAGGUGUCUGCAUGUUUAACCCUUUGUUGUAGUUCGUGUGGUCGACCUCAUGAGGGCGCCAGGUAGCAACAGUCUUGACUCGCUGCAGGUGUUUGGUGUUAGAAUCUAGUAGGUGAGUCUGCGGCACAGAUGGAGCCGAGGUGGAGAACUGUUUUUUCAAGCGAGUACCAAGAUGAAGGCAGCCGAGUGGAAGGGUUUGAGGUCUGAUAAGUAUCGCAGCAGAGGGACUGGAUGGAGCUAGCCGUGGAAGUUUGUCCAGGAUCAACGGAACAGAUGAGGAACCAGGUCCUUAAAUCCUUCACCUGAUCAAAGGUGUUUUCUCUGACAGCUGCGUGUCCCACCCUACUGUCAUCAUGAAGGAGGUAACAACAGAUAAUAUCUAUGCAUACGCUCUGUCCAAGACGCUAACGAAGGUUUCAUCACCGGCAACUGUGGGACUCUACUCUUCUUGUGAAGACCGACUGUAUGUGAUUCUUGAUCAAAUAGGAGUGUACAUAAAUCGGGAGUCUUUGAGGAUUGAGCAGAAAUCUGACAAAGGACAAAAGCCCCUUGCAGUCAAACUUUCUGUCAAAGACUUGUUGCUUCUCAUUGUGAGGCUGCUCUUCUACACACCAGUCUGGACUACAGAGAACCAGAAUCACCAUAAUGUCAGGUUCCUUUAUGUGAAUUUCAGUGCUUGGCAUUUUGCUGGUAGUGACAUGCUAUGGGCUGGGAUAGCCAUACGAUUGUUUCAUGCCAUGCAGAUGAAUUUUGGGAAACUGCAACUCGCACUCUAUCGUGUUACGCAAUAUGAUGAAGAGGAUGAAGUAAAGGAAAAGGAGGUGAAGGACAUCCCCAAUAACUGGAUAUCCAAGAAGGUUUGCUGCUGCCCCCUGUGGUUUUUCCUACUGUCCAUCAUUAUUGUCCCAGUAGUACUCAUAGUGGUCUUUUUUGUUUGGGUUUUUCCAAAUGCUGAAAUAAAACCAGAGGAGCAGGGGACUGGAGCAAAUAGAGAGGGGAAUCAACUGGAGGGCUUUGUUAUUGCAUCCUUAGGAGUCCCAGCAGUAACAGGACUCAGGUUUGCCUUUCAGAUGGUCAAGAACCUCAUUUUCAGUCAAGAACAGAACAUUAAGAAAGGAAUGGACAAUGAACGGAUCAGCAACAAACUGGGAUUCAUGAAUGAAGUCAGGAAAGAAAUGUGGUUUCUGACUCAAUUCAUCAAGUUCAUGGAGGUGUUUGAAAGGAGGAAGAUUCGAAUUGUGUUGAAAAUUACUCAUCUGGACCGUUGCUCCCCCAAGAAAAUCGUUGGAGUCCUGGAGGCCAUGAAUAUUUUACUCUCCGAUGAGGAAAGCCCAAUUCUUUCCAUCCUGGCUGUAAAUCCAAGUGUUCUGUUAGAAAAAGUGAAAUUUGCAGAAAACUCCAUCUGUAAAGAGGACAGAGCUCACGGACUGCUGAACCGCAUAGUCACUUUGGCCUUCACAGUCCCACCAAUGUCUGAAAAUUCAAAGCGCAGCUUAUUUAACAGCCUUAACAACACUCCAGGAUUCUCUGAAGAUUACCCCUUGAGGUGGAACAAACACAGGAGAAAGACGUCUGUGAUAGAGCCGAUAGUGUUGACAAUUGAGGAAUCAAAGGAGUCAAAUCCUCUGAUCAACACAAAUCGUGAUACUUUUGAAAUGAAAGAGGAUGAAUUGGAACAAACGGUUCAGACAAUACUUACCAAAGGUGAAAAAACGCUGAACAAGUACAUGCUAGAAGAUGCCAUCUCAAUGAAGAGGACGAUCAGCUCUGUCUGGGUAACGGUCAUAAUCAUGAAGUUACUGAAGAAAGAUUUUCCUGACCCAGAGGACACUGCAGCAUGGGUGGUUCUAGCCAACCAGUGGCCCUGUCGAUUCAGCUGGAUCCUCCAGUGUGUGGAGGAUGAAAAGCAGAGAGCAGUGAUUGAUCAUCAGAACAUGAGCUCUGAUGAUUCAAAGACCCUUUGGGAGGUCUUCAGCGAGUCCAGGGAGGAGCUAUAUGUGAUGAGGACACACAUCGAGGAACUCCUCGAGCAGGACGGAGACCCUGAAGUGUUCGAAGCGUUACUCAAGGAUGAUGAGUUUGAGUUCACCUUAAAGAACCUGGAGAUCUUUCAGGUAGGGAUGGUGAAUCUGGAUCAGUCAAUCAGGAGGCAACUGGCUCUUAUCAGAGGAACAUGCAGGCUGGAAAAUUCUGGUUGGAUGAGGAACAUAGCUCCACUUCCAGUCACAAGUCUUAUCAAAAUGACCACAGACGAUAUAUGUGAAGAGAUGGACAGGAUGAAAUUGGACAGUACGUACAUGGAAACAGUGAAAAAACAUAAGCUCAAUGGUUCUGCUCUGGUCUUCGGUGACACAGAAGAUCUGAAAGCCCUCCUGGGUAUGACAUUUGGUGAAUGGGCAACUUUCAAACUUCACUUCUUGAGUUUUGUCUCACCCCUCCGGCCACAGCAUGAGAACAUGCUGCCAUUACCUGCCAAAACCCAACUGUUCAAGUUAAUCCAGUGUGGAGAGAAGAAAUAAUUACUCAUCUUCUACCAGCCUGUGUUAACAGUUGCCUUGUGUAACAUAGUUAAAUGCAUUGAGUGUGCUAAGGUACACUGAGUGCUCCAAAUCUUUUUUCAAAUCCUUUUCCAUGUUUGUAUGGCUUUGAUAAGCAGAUACGUUAAUCCAGUGUUGAAAUUGUUUCCAUUACACCUCAGCUGUUUUUCUGGCUUCCAGGAUAUGGACUCAAGUCCCAGAGUGCAACAGUUUUCACCCACUGUCUAACUAUAUUAAUUCACAACUGAACUACAGCUCAAGCAUGUUUCUAAGUAAUAUGACUUCUACUGGAAGUGUUUAGCAUAUGCAUGUUGCUUUUAAUGUAAUUGUAGUUCAUAACCAUUUAAUAAAAAAAACAAAAACACAAAAAUUCCAUUUUAGUUUGCAACGAUGGAAACUGAUUAGCUACUAAACUUUACCAGGUCACUAAAGAGUUUCCAGUGUUUACCACAUGGGAGAUUUAUAACUCAAAAUUUUCAAACAUUAAAUCAUAAGUGUUCAGUCAUAAGUAAAACUGUCUCAUUAUGACCUCUAAGAAACUUAACACCUCGGAACACUGACGUUAUGUUGUGGGGAAAAAAGAUUGAUCAUAAGCUCAUAAUUAAUAAAUAUGAGUUAAGAUAUUGAUCUUUAAUGAAGCAGCUCAACACUGUCCAUAAGAUGUAGUAAACUGUAUGUUUUCAUUCCAUCCUAAUUAAAUGCCAAGUCAAAUCAAAUGUAAAUAAAGUGUUCCAAUAGUAAAAUUAUCACAGAAACCUUAUCUUGUGUGGCUGUCAUUUCAAAACAGAUGCAAGUUUAAAAAUAAUCAAAGCAACUUGAGGGUUUGUUAGUGACAUUUUCAUCAAACAAGUUAAAAUACAAGUUAAAAAACACUUCUAUUUGCUUUCCUUUCAGUUGUCCACCUUUGAAUGUUAUGUUAAUUAAUACAGAAAUAUUCAACAAUUCUAGGCAUUUACAAUACAUAACCACAUUCAGACAGCAUACAUUAUUAGAUUUUGAAAUAUAACACAAAACCUGUGUCAGGGGCAUGAAUUGUACACCACUGUUAAUUUUACAAUUUGAUUUGUUAUAUUCAUUAAUGAUACUAAUUUUAUGCAAUACUUAGAAGACUGGAAGAUUUUUUGAAAAAUUACAAUAAGUCAAUUGAAUAAUAGAGAGGCAUUAAAGCUCAAAGGAUUCGGUAUUCAGCAGUUAAUUACAAACACGGACACUAUUCUAUUUUUCACAGAUGCAAGCUGUAAUAUAGAAGCCAUUCCCAUUAAAACUCUUCUUAUUUUUAAGGCACAUGAAAUGUUAAAGACAAGUAAGAGCACAACAAACUUGAGGUGGAAGAGUUGCAUGUGACUAGAUUUUAUGGUUUGCAUCAAUGAACAUAUUAA